This is a messenger RNA of Nerophis ophidion (straightnose pipefish), 3259 nucleotides long. It is a transcript of the gene st14a, whose product is annotated as ST14 transmembrane serine protease matriptase a. The transcript has 19 exons. Gene Ontology annotation, molecular function: protein binding; serine-type endopeptidase activity. Bases 278 to 2824 code for a protein of 848 amino acids. Lineage: Eukaryota; Metazoa; Chordata; Actinopteri; Syngnathiformes; Syngnathidae. Gene Ontology annotation, cellular component: membrane. Gene Ontology annotation, biological process: proteolysis; acrosome reaction. The record is from RefSeq and is a predicted model, not a curated record.
GACAGAUACCUGGCCCCAAGUUUCCGGAAAUACGUUUUUUUUCCUGCUCUUUCGUUUCCCUCUCUUGUAGGUAGUCGACACGCACCGUGGGACACUUCCACCUGUCCGGGGAGGAAACAAAAACGACUUUUAAGAAGGUUUUGUGAAGAUUUCUGUGCUUUUUGCCCCUCGUUGGUGGACACUUCAGUACACCUCGGAGAUUGGAAGACUGUUGGAGGUUACAGAAAGGAAAGGUGACGUUCAGGUGUUUUUAUUUCCUCACUCGGAACCCUCCUGGAUGGACUUCAUGGACAGCGGCUUGAAGUACACCCCCACUCAGGACAAAGAAUGGGACACUACGGUUCAGUUUCUGCCGGCGCCCGACAACAAGAAGCUGGAGAAGAAGAAGGGUCCCAACAAGGUCGGCGCUGUGAUUGGAGUGUUGGUUUUUGCCGCCGUGGUGGCGCUGAUGGCCGGCCUGCUGGUCUGGCAUUUCCACUUCCGUAAAGAUGUGCGCGUCAAGAAGAUGUACAGCGGCUCCAUGCGCAUCACCAACCAGGUCUUUGAGGUCGCCUACGAGAACUCCAACAGUUCCGAGUUCAAGGCCUUGGCCAAGCAGGUCAAGUCGCAGCUGACAACUCUCUACAGCAAAAGUCCGCAGCUGUCCAAAUACUACGUGGGCUCCUCAGUGCAGGCCUUCAGCGAGGGCAGCGUCAUCGCCUACUACUUGUCGGAGUUCAACGUUCCCACUGGCCAGGAGGCGGCGGUGGACAGCGCCAUGUCCUCCAUCGACAAAUUGGUGGACAAGGAGCAGCGCAGUGUCUACAGACCCGGGAACUCCCUGCUCCUGGAAGACGUGGUGUCCUCAGAAGUUGAUUCCAGACUGACAUCCACACAAUUCAGUCGGUUCUUCAGGUUCUCCGAGCACACCAGGAGCAACCACAUCGGCGAGAUCAAGUCCCCCGGCUUUCCCGACAGCUCCUACCCGCCCAACACCUUCAUCCAGUGGCAGCUGCGGGCGGACCCCAACUACGUCAUCAAGCUGGACUUUGACACUCUCAACUUGGAGGAAAACUGCAACAACGACUUUGUGAAGAUCUACAACUCCCUGGUGGCCAUCGAGGCCAGCGUCCUGCAAGAGAUGUGCGGCUACUACUCGCCCAGCGAGCCCCUCACCUUUAUGUCCUCCGGCAACGUCAUGCUGGUCACCAUGGCUACCAACGACGAGAAUAACUACCCGGGCUUCAGGGCGCAGGUCUCGCAGGUGCGGCAAGGCAGAGCAGAAACUACGUGUGGCGGCCAGCUUACAGGGGACAAAGGCAGGUUCAUGUCCCCCAACUUCCCCAACUACUACCCGCCUCGGACCUCCUGUCACUGGUCCAUAAAGGUCCGUGACGGGAAGUCUGUCAAAGUCACCUUCCGUAAGUUCCUCCUGUCAGAACCGGGCCAAGGCGGCAACAAGCCGUGCCGCAAAGACUACGUGGAGAUCGACGGGAAGAAGUUUUGUGGUGAGCAGCCGGACAACGCGGUCACCGAGACCAGCAGCAGCAACAAGAUGAAUGUCAUGUUUUUCUCCGACGGUUCUAACGUAGACCGAGGGUUCGACGCCGUGUUCGAGGCCGUGGACGUCGCCGACCCUUGUCCCAAGCAGUUCCAGUGCAAGAACCAGCGCUGCCUCAAUUCCACGCUCAAGUGCGACGGCUGGAACGACUGCGGCGACAUGAGCGACGAACUCAACUGCAAGUGCAGCUCGAAAAGCAUCAGCUGCAAGAACGGGCUGUGCAAGCCCAUGUUUUGGAAGUGUGACGGUGUGGACGACUGCGGCGACGGCACGGACGAGCAGAACUGUGGCGGCUGUCGUCCCGACCAGCUCUCCUGUAAGAACGGCAAGUGCCUCUCAGAGAAGAGUCGCUGUGACGGGCGGGACGACUGCGGCGACGGGUCUGACGAGCUGGACUGUGCCCGAGGGUCUUUGCCCGUGAGCUGCACCGAGCUGACGUACAAGUGCGAGGACAACAGGUGCGUCAACAAGGUCAACCCGGAAUGUGACGGCACCGCCGACUGCGAGGACGGCUCCGACGAGAAGAACUGCGACUGCGGCAGGAGCAUGUUCAAGACCUCGCGCAUCGUCGGUGGUCAGGAGGCGGAGGCCGGCGAGUUCCCGUGGCAGGUCAGCCUCCACGUCAAGGGCUACGGUCACGUGUGCGGCGCAUCCCUCAUCAGUCCUCAAUGGCUGGUCACCGCCGCCCACUGUGUGCAAGAUGACGCCAAGACUAGGUACUCCCAGCCCUCCACCUGGGAGGCGUACAUGGGCCUCCACACCCAGGGCAAAAUCCCCAGCACGGUGGUGAAGAGGAACCUGAAGAGGAUCAUCGCCCACCCAAACUACAACGACUUCACCUUCGACAACGACAUUGCCCUGAUGGAGCUGGACAAACCGGUGGUCUACAACGACUACAUCCGGCCCAUCUGCAUACCGGCCGCGCAGCACGACUUCCCGGUGGGGAGCACGGUGUGGAUCACGGGCUGGGGCGCCACGCGGGAGGGAGGUUUCGCCGCAACGGUGCUGCAGAAGGCGCAGGUCCGCAUCAUCAACCACGGCGUGUGUGACGGUCUGAUGGGGGGGCAGCUGACCACCAGGAUGACGUGUGCCGGCGUGCUGAGCGGAGGAGUCGACGCUUGUCAGGGCGACUCCGGCGGGCCGCUCUCCAUCCCAUCGGGCAACCGCAUGUUCCUGGGCGGAGUGGUCAGCUGGGGGGAUGGCUGCGCGCGCAGGAACAAGCCCGGAAUCUACACCACGGUCACCAGAUUCCGCGGCUGGAUCAAACAGAAAACGGGGGUGUAGAAGAAAGGGCCCCGGGGCCUCGGGACACAAACAUGGACUGAGACACGCACGUCAGUGUGUGCCGCCAAACUUGCCAGCCUCGACGGGUGCGGCGCGAGACUGCCCCCUGCUGGGCUGGCAGCAGCAAUGUUCUGUGUCCACUGUGAUUUGUAAAUAGCUUUUAUUAGCCGUGUUAGCAUUUUGCUUUUUCCUGGUCUUUUCUCCGCCAUACACUAAAGACAAAGCUCAAUCCACCCUACCUCCUCGGACACAGUCCACAUUUAACCUCUUUAGUCAGAGGUCCCCGAACGCAUCUUUCGUUUGAAAUACCUUAGCAGCGAUGUCAUCACCACAGAGAAGGCUUUUCAAAAAUAGAUUUUAUCUCAACAAGUAGGCGGUGCAACAGUCAGUGUGCAUUUUUUAGCAGAUGUUUUAAAUAAAAUAUUUCUAAUAUAA